Phragmites australis (common reed) is the source of this 2558-nucleotide messenger RNA. RefSeq names its product protein DETOXIFICATION 45, chloroplastic-like. The coding region runs from base 428 to 2053 and encodes 541 amino acids. NCBI's taxonomy places the organism in Eukaryota, Viridiplantae, Streptophyta, Magnoliopsida, Poales, Poaceae. Gene Ontology annotation, molecular function: xenobiotic transmembrane transporter activity; antiporter activity. Gene Ontology annotation, biological process: transmembrane transport. The transcript has 15 exons. Gene Ontology annotation, cellular component: membrane. The record is from RefSeq and is a predicted model, not a curated record.
CCGCACACCGUCCUCAUCCCCCGUCCGGACAUCGCAUCACCCUUCACGGGCAUCGCAUCGAACCCUCUUCUGGAAGCAACUGUGGCGGCUGGGGGAAUCCACGGCGGCAGGUUGCUCGGUGGGGGCGGCGUCUACGGGGGCGGCGCGGGCUGGGGAGCCCACGGCACCGGGCUCGGGCUACUCGGGUGGCUGCGGCGGCGGGUUUUCUGGAAGCUGGGCGGGGCACGUCCUGGGGCUCUGACGGUGGGCUGUCCGGACGGGGUCGUGCGCACGUGGUCGGAUCGAGUGGCGUUGCGCCAUCAAAGGCUGCGGGCGGCGGCUGCCUCGGGCUUACGCGACGGAAGAGAAAAUCAGAGAUCAGAGCACCAGCAGCUAGUCUAGGCUGCCUACCUACGACCAGUGUUGGUGAUCGUCAGAAAUCAAGGCAAUGACGCACAACUAUCAUGCGCUUGUCUCUCCACACCCUGCAUUAUGUUGGACUAGGAGUACACACACCAGGUCGUCUGCUUCUUCUCCCGUAUGGAAAAAAGCAAACAACAUAAGCACCUCUUAUCCAUCGACCAAGUUGGGGGUGGGGGCUUUUACAAGGCGCCGCACCAUUCCUGUUGCCAACGGUCAGUCACUUCCAGGAUAUAGCGCCACUCCCGAUGAGUGUAACAAUGGCCUUAAAUCAAGCGAUGGCAUAUCUGUUGGUGCUGUAAAGGAUGCUGUCAUUGGACUGCAUUCUUUGGGUGUCAGAAGUGAGCUAAUUCUUCUAGCUCUACCGGCAGUCUUUGGUCAAGCUAUUGAUCCAUUGGCGCAACUUUUGGAGACUGCAUAUAUUGGUCGAUUAGGUGCUCUGGAGUUGGCAUCGGCCGGUAUUGGUGUGUCAAUUUUUAACAUUUUAUCAAAGAUUUUCAACAUUCCAUUGUUGAGCAUUGCAACCUCAUUUGUGGCAGAGGAUAUUUCCAAGAAUGUUAGCAAGCAUUCUAGUUCAGGCAAAUUGGAGCUGUCAUCUGUAUCGUCUGCUUUGAUUUUAGCUGCUGGAAUCGGUAUAAUUGAAGCAUCGGCAUUAUUCCUAGGAUCAGGAUUGUUUCUUAAACUAAUGGGCGUGUCACCUGCUUCUCCAAUGCAUAAACCUGCAAAAUUAUUUAUUUCAUUGAGAGCUUUGGGAGCACCUGCAAAUGUGAUUAUGUUAGCAGUCCAGGGUAUCUUUCGUGGAUUCAAGGAUACCAAGACUCCUUUACUUUAUAUAGGUUUGGGAAAUCUUUCAGCUGUAGUCCUUCUUCCUCUACUUAUAUAUGGCUUUCAGCUUGGCAUUACUGGAGCUGCAAUUUCUACAGUUGCAUCCCAGUACAUUAUUGCAGUGUUGCUUCUCCGAUCUCUAAGUAAAAGAGCUGUUCUACUUCCUCCAAGGAUGGACCAGUUAGAUUUUAGUGGAUAUCUAAAAUCUGGUGGUAUGCUGUUGGGAAGAACCCUCUCAAUUCUAUUAACUAUGACCAUUGGCACAUCAAUGGCUGCUCGACAAGGCCCAACGGCUAUGGCUGCUCAUCAGAUUUGUUUACAAGUAUGGCUUGCUGUAUCAUUGCUUGCAGAUGCUUUAGCUGUUUCUGCCCAGGCGCUGAUAGCAAGCUCUUAUGCAAUAUUGGACUAUAAAAGGGUUCAAAAGAUAGCAAUGUUUGUGUUGCAGAUAGGAGUAAUUAGUGGGUUAGCUUUAGCUGUUGGCUUGUAUGGAUCAUUUGGCAAUAUAGCAAGAUUAUUUACCAGUGACCCUGAGGUCCUAAUGGUCGUCAAAUCUUGCGCAUUGUUUGUCUGUGCCAGUCAACCAGUCAAUGCUCUGGCAUUCAUCUUUGAUGGUCUCCAUUAUGGUGUAUCAGAUUUUGACUAUGUUGCUCAAGCUACGAUUGUGGUUGGAAUAAUGUCAUCACUAGUCCUGUUAUAUGCUCCAUCUGUUUUUGGCCUGGCUGGAGUUUGGGCUGGUUUGACAACACUUAUGGGGUUGCGCAUGGCUGCAGGCAUCCUGAGGUUGCUAUGGAAAUCGGGACCUUGGUCAUUUUUGCACGAGGAGCCAUAAACUGAGGUAAGAGGUGGUAGUAAACUAUAGUUGCCUAGUUGGUUCAUAAGAUAAGCUGCCAUUGUUAGCAACACAUUGUUCAGUUUUGGAGGGUGCUUUGGUGGAGUCGCUGUAGCUGCCGGAAGGAAGAUGUCGCCUGCUGCGAAGCAAUCAGGAGGAAAAGGUCCAGAAGCUAAGAGGCAGCAGUGAGUGGUAAAAAGAGGAGGCGCCAAGCCGUGGCUUCGGAGAGAUGGAAAAGAUGAAGAUGAGAGGUGAGGUGAGGACAGGGUUGCAGGGAGGGAAGGAGGGAGAAGAUGCGGAUCAGAAGAUUCCCGUUCGCGUGCGAUGCAUCUUUUCCCAUUCCAUUCUUUCCGUGGGUUGCUCUGAUUGUGAUUGCGUCUUAUUCUGGGGUUUUCUUCUCUUCACUAGAGCUAGUACUUCGGAUUGUCUUCAUCAGAGGUGUAAUUCUUUAGUUCUAAUUUGGUGCUGUGAGCUGGCAAUAUAUACAAUUUAUUUUCUGAUACCA